AUGAUUUCCUCACGAAGCACUCAGAAAAUAACUGAAACUAUUAAACAAAAAGAUGAAUUUCUCCAACAUGAGGACAUAAGGUCCUAUUACAAUCCAAGAUACGGGAAAUUGCAUGCCAUCUCCCUCGAUUAUGCGGCAAGUUCAGAUCCCAAUCCGACUAGUAUAAUUAAAUUGCCUGCCACUUCACAUGGGUUAGCCUCGGCAAUUCUUCAUGCUUACACCCUUCAUCAACACCUUCAAUUCUCGCCAGAUGAUGUGUGGCUAACGAUUACACAAGGAGUUAGUCGGCAUAUUCUUGGAAGCGCUGAAAGAUAUCGUUACCUUUUCGUUGACCAUGCAGGCCAAAAAGAUGUUUUAAUCGAUGCACAAGACAUUAUAGGAGUUAUGGACGGAAAUUUCUUUGGUGAUUGGGCACAAGCGAUUGAACGUCUUUCAAGUUCCGUUGACGAACAGGUUAAAAAAGUUGACUUGAAGAGAUUUUUUGAAUGUGAUUUUUCUACUACAACCAACGCAUCCGUUACUUCAAGUCGAAUCGUCUUGUUAGAAGCGAUGAAAAAGUAUUUUAGAUACAGCUUACGUGUUGGUUGUGGUAUUCCAAAAGUUACCCUUGAUGGUACCUUGGAAGACUGGUUGCAUCUUCAAGAAAAAGUCAGAAAACUCCAUGAUUUAGGAUUGGAUCUUAAUUUUUGGUUGGAAAAAUUAGAACCAGUAAUUGCUCAAUUCGUCGCCACAUAUAGAGGAAAUGUCGACGAAAAAUUUUGGAGCAUGGUUAUGACUCAAGUUCCUUACGGUUCUGGAUCUCUGACAGAUGCAUGGGAUGGAUGGAUUGCUGCAUUGUUUCCGUCCUACUCAAAAGCAGUUGUUCCCUCUAGUUUACCUCAAGGGUUGAUUCACGUUCCAUUUAAAUUGAAGAUAGAAAAUAUAGACUAUGAUUUGCAAUUUGGCGCUGGAUUCCUAGGUGCUAGGCAGGAUCAAAUUAACGGCGAGUAUGUAGUCUCUCCUGUGAUCGGCUGGUAUAUUAUUGAUGAUCCAAAUAAACACAUGAAAAUGCAUUUUUUACGACAGUAA
Messenger RNA from Acaulospora colombiana, 1068 nucleotides. The record is from the annotation of a GenBank genome assembly. NCBI's taxonomy places the organism in Eukaryota, Fungi, Glomeromycota, Glomeromycetes, Diversisporales, Acaulosporaceae.